GAGAGUAGGUACUUUAGCGGGGGCGGGGGGAGAGGAGCCGCAGUCGCAGCUUCUCUUUUCCAUUAGCAACGCUUUUCACUAUGGCCUCCGUUCCCGAGCUCCUGAAGCAGGAAGACGACCGCAGCAAGAUGAGAUCCGUGUCUGUGGACCUGAAUGUUGAUCCUUCACUCCAGAUUGAUAUCCCUGAUGCCCUCAGUGAAAGAGAUAAGGUCAAGUUCACAGUGCAUACAAAGACCACUCUGUCUGUUUUUCAAAGUCCAGAGUUUUCUGUUACAAGACAACAUGAAGACUUUGUGUGGCUACAUGAUACGCUUACUGAAACCGAAGAAUAUGCAGGGCUCAUUAUACCACCUGCUCCUACAAAGCCUGACUUUGAUGGCCCCAGAGAGAAGAUGCAGAAGCUGGGGGAGGGCGAAGGCUCUAUGACAAAAGAAGAAUUUGCAAAAAUGAAGCAAGAACUAGAAGCGGAAUAUCUAGCUGUCUUUAAGAAGACUGUAUCAUCCCAUGAAGUUUUUCUUCAGCGACUUUCUUCUCAUCCUGUCCUCAGCAAAGAUCGCAACUUUCAUGUUUUCCUGGAAUAUGAUCAGGAUCUAAGUGUUAGGAGGAAAAACACUAAGGAGAUGUUUGGUGGCUUCUUUAAAAGUGUGGUGAAAAGCGCUGAUGAAGUUCUUUUUUCUGGAGUUAAGGAGGUAGAUGACUUCUUUGACCAAGAGAAGAAUUUCCUCAUCAACUAUUACAAUAGGAUCAAGGAUUCAUGUGCAAAAGCCGACAGAAUGACCAGAUCUCAUAAAAAUGUUGCAGAUGACUAUAUCCACACUUCAGCCUGCUUGAAUAGCCUAGCUUUAGAAGAGCCAACUGUCAUAAAAAAAUAUUUACUGAAAGUUGCUGAGCUAUUUGAAAAGCUAAGGAAAGUGGAGGGUCGAGUAUCAUCAGAUGAAGAUUUAAAACUGACAGAGCUCCUCAGAUAUUAUAUGCUCAACAUAGAAGCUGCUAAGGAUCUUUUAUACAGACGUACAAAAGCCCUCAUUGACUAUGAAAACUCAAACAAAGCUCUGGACAAAGCCCGGUUAAAAAGCAAAGAUGUCAAACUGGCUGAGGCACACCAGCAAGAAUGCUGUCAAAAAUUUGAACAGCUUUCUGAAUCUGCAAAAGAAGAACUGAUCAGUUUUAAACGGAAAAGAGUGGCAGCAUUUAGGAAAAACCUAAUUGAAAUGUCUGAACUGGAAAUAAAGCAUGCAAAAAAUAAUGUCUCCCUCUUGCAAAGCUGCAUUGACCUUUUCAAGAACAACUAAGUUGCCUUUACUCUGAAUGAACCUGAAUGAACUGAAGAUGAAUGUGAAAACCAGCAUCAAUUGCACUCAAUUUCAUUAGCCAUUGAAGAUUUAUUUUUACUUCUGACUAAAACUUUAGUCUAAAAAUUUAUAUGAAUAAAUAUUUUGCUUUCUGAGAAAUGACUAAUACA
Molecule: messenger RNA, 1462 nt
Organism: Vombatus ursinus (common wombat)
Lineage: Eukaryota; Metazoa; Chordata; Mammalia; Diprotodontia; Vombatidae
Gene: SNX5
Product: sorting nexin 5
Exons: 13
Coding region: 81-1292 (403 amino acids)
Biological process (GO): intracellular protein transport; pinocytosis
Cellular component (GO): endosome
Molecular function (GO): phosphatidylinositol binding; dynactin binding
Source: RefSeq, a predicted model, not a curated record